This is a messenger RNA of Durusdinium trenchii, 824 nucleotides long. The record is from the annotation of a GenBank genome assembly. Lineage: Eukaryota; Dinophyceae; Suessiales; Symbiodiniaceae.
UGUUGGCUCACCUGUGUACUGCCUUCCAUCUCAGCUCCUUCCUCUCUCAUGGCGGUUGAGCAGAACGUCGAGUACGUUGAUUUCCUGCGAGGGUGGAAAUCAGUCCGCCCUGGUCGUGUAUCUUGGAAUGAGACCGACGUAGCUCGGGUGGCAACUUCUAUGAAAGCGCACCUUCCGGUGGCUGUUUUGAACAUGAUGGAGAAUGGCACAUGGAGUGGUGUUUCGCUCAUCCAGCUGAGCAGCGAUGUAACCAAGCCUACCUGUGACGAGUUGGCGCAAAACCAUUGCCUGCUCAAACCUUUGGUUUUGAGUUUCCCCAAAGCGGUUCCAUCAGCCUACAUGCUCACCGACUGCUACCUCUACUUGGACCGUCUACUGGAUAAGAAGGUCUUCAAGCCCCAGCAAGAUGAGAGCCGGAUGGUGAUGGCGGGGAGGGAAGGUGUCAAAGCCAAAAGGUGCCUUGGUGCUCUGCGCGCCCUGUGGAGAUCUUCUAAGAAAGCAUGGGACCCUCGCAUCCAAGACUUGAAGGCCUGCUUGGAGAGAAGCCCAGCAAGGCGCAGCAGAAGCCCAGAAGAUCGCCCUGCUGAAGCUGCUGGUGCUCUGGCUGAUGGCGCUGAUGAUGUUGCUGAAGGUGGUGAUGACGUUGGUGGCAAUGAUUCUCCAGCAGACGUCGCUGAUCACUGUGAGUCUGGGGGUGAAGAGGCGUCUGAUGGUGAGGGCUCUCAUGGUGAGUUCUCUGGCGGUGAGGACUCUGAUGGUGAGGGCUCUGAUGAUGAAGGCUCAAACAAUGAGGGCUCAAACAAUGAGGGCUCAAACAAUGAGGG